UUUUUAAUAAAAAAAAUCUAUCCAGUUGCUGCUAGUGCCAAUCUGGAAUGGCACUGUAAAUUCCUGGUAAGAUUUUUGCUUCUACUUAUAUCAGUGAAUUGAGUGUUUCAUUCCAUAAAUGACAGAUUAUUUAUAGUUUUAUAACAAUAUUAGUGAAGCCAUGCGGUGUUUUUGAGUUUUGUGGUGUGGAUUGAUAUGGAGAUGAUAACCAUGACUAAUGGACAACUAGGCUUUUCUUCUUUAGAAAUUUGUAGUUUAAGUGGUUUUAAACCGUAUUCUUCAUCUGGGUUUUUGAGUUCUUGGAGACCCUUUAGUGUUGCUCCAUUGAGUGAGAAAAAGAUGACAACUUUUGGUUUAGGUUUAAGAGUUAAGGCUGUUUCUGAUGGGGAUUCGGAUAACGGGUUAGUGGGCGGCGGGGUUCUAGGAAAAGAGUUUGAGUUUAAGCCUUCUUUUGAUGACUAUUUGAAAGCUAUGGAGUCUGUUAAAUCUGUUAGGGAGAAGAAGCAAACGCGUAAAUUAAGUGAGCGUAACUCGAAGGAUGAAUUAGAGGAAGGUAAUAGUACAUCAAUGGUGAGAAUUGCGAGGGAUAGAGGUGAGUUGGGAGACAAUGUGGAUGGUGGAAUAGGCCGAAAAGAUGUGGUUGGCUACAAAGAAAGGGGAGCUAAAGAAUCGAAUGUCAAGUUUAGGGGUAAAGAAAGUAAUGCAUAUAGAAAUGGAAAGAGGGAUGUGAAAGGACCGACAAGAGACCGGGAGCAAUUGGAAAAACGGUCUAGAAGGACAAAUUCUGGGUCGGAGGACCGACAUGAAGGUCACUUUAAGAGGAACCACAAUGCACAAGUGAGAGCUGUAGUAGUUGAUGAUGUUAGAAGGAGUGGAAGUACCAUUGGCAUACCAGAGAUAUGGCGAAGGAAGGGAGAGGAAGAUGGUGUUAGUUCGAAUAAAGUGGGAGGCAAACUUGUGCGGAAUCAUACCCAAAUUGAUAAAAAGACCAAUGGGGAAUUUGAAGAGAAAAAAGGGUUAAGAAGAAGAACUGAUGAGUCUUUCCUGGGAGAUGACAAGGAUUUGGAAGUGGAAAGAGCUGCCUUCAAAAGUUUGGAGGAAUAUAAUGAUGCUAAUGUCAGGCCACGAACUUCAAAAAGAGACGUGGAGGAGAGACUCCAGCAGUUAGCAAACUGUCUAAAUGGUGCAGAUAUCAAUAUGCCUGAGUGGAUGUUCUCUAAGAUGAUGCGCAGUGCAAAAAUCAAAUAUACAGAUCAUUCUAUCGUAAGACUUAUCCAGAUACUAGGCAAUCUGGGAAACUGGAGGCGAGUGCUACAAGUCGUUGAGUGGCUUCAAAUGCGUGAACGCUUUAAACCUCUUAGGCUCAGAUACAUAUAUACAACUGCGCUAAAUGUACUUGGAAAGGCGCAGAGGCCUGUGGAAGCACUGAAUCUGUUUUAUGUGAUGCAGCAACAAAUGUCUUCAUAUCCUGACUCGGUAGCUUAUCAUUGCAUCGCUGUUGCUCUUGGGCAAGCAGGACAUUUAGAGCAGCUUUUCGAUGUGAUUGAUAGCAUGCGAUCUCCUCCGAAGAAGAAAUUUAAAACUGCUCUGAUUGAGAAGUGGGACCCAAGGCUGGAACCAAAUAUUGUUGUGUAUAAUGCGGUUCUAAAUGCUUGUGUUCAGAAGAAACAGUGGGAAGGUGCUUUUUGGGUUCUACAGCAGCUAAAGCAACAGGGAUUACAGCCUUCUACUGCGACAUAUGGAUUAAUUAUGGAGGUCAUGUUUGCAUGUGGCAAGUACAACUUGGUUCAUGAGUUUUUUAGGAAAGUUCAGAAAUCUUCCAGUCCAAAUGCUCUAGUGUACAAAGUUCUUGUGAAUACUCUUUGGAAAGAAGGAAAAACCGAUGAGGCUGUAUUGGCUGUUGAAGACAUGGAACGGCGAGGUAUUGUGGGUUUCGCUGCCCUUUAUUAUGAUCUUGCUCGUUGUCUUUGUAGUGCUGGAAGGUGCGAAGAGGCUUUACUGCAGAUUAAGAAAAUAUGUAAAGUUGCUAAUAAGCCUCUGGUGGUAACUUACACUGGCUUGAUUCAAGCUUGCCUGGACAAUGGAAACAUUAAAAACGCCGAGUACAUCUUCCACCAGAUGAAGCACUUUUGCUCCCCAAAUCUUAUUACUUGCAAUAUAAUGCUGAAAGCCUAUCUUGACCACGGACUGUUUGAAGAUGCAAAGGAGCUUUUCCACAAGCUGACAGGAGAUAGCAAUCAUAUCACGUGUGAACAAGAUUACAAGGCUAGGAUAAUGCCAGAUAUCUACACGUUCAACACCAUGCUCGACGGAUGCAUUGCUGAGAAAAGAUGGGAUGAUUUUGGAUAUGUCUAUAGAAAGAUGUUGAACCAUAGAUUCCACUUCAAUGGAAAACGUCAUCUUCGUAUGAUACUAGAUGCAUCAAGAGCUGGAAAGGUAGAGCCCUUGGAGAUGACUUGGAAGCACUUGGCUCAGACAGAUCGAAUUCCGCCCCCAAAUCUUAUCAAAGAAAGAUUUCGAAUACUACUUGAGGAAGAUGACUAUAAGUCUGCUCUUGCCUGUAUUACAACCAAUCCGAUGGAGGAGUCACCAGCAUAUCACAAGGUAGCUUGGUUGAAUUUGUUCAAAGAAAAUGCAGAACGGAUUAGAACCGAUACUCUCGUUCAGCUAAAGCAUGAGGUGGCCAUGCUUAUCGCCAGAACAAAUCCACCAAACCCUGUAUUGCAAAAUCUAUUAACGUCUUGUAAUGAUUUUCUUAACACUCGUGUAAAAGUUACCGAAAGCAAUAUGACAGAAAUUGUCUAUACGGCUCAAUCUCAAACGGCUUCAAAGUCGUGACGAGUUUAAUGUUUAUCUUAUGAAAAUAUCAGAUCAUUCCAA
Molecule: messenger RNA, 2880 nt
Organism: Mercurialis annua (annual mercury)
Lineage: Eukaryota; Viridiplantae; Streptophyta; Magnoliopsida; Malpighiales; Euphorbiaceae
Product: pentatricopeptide repeat-containing protein At1g30610, chloroplastic
Exons: 9
Coding region: 196-2838 (880 amino acids)
Biological process (GO): chloroplast organization
Cellular component (GO): chloroplast
Molecular function (GO): protein binding
Source: RefSeq, a predicted model, not a curated record